UUGUUUCAGUUAUGUGGUGUAAGCCUUCAAUCUAUAAAAGCAAACUUGAUUCAUGCUAUUAUCUCUUACUGUGUAAUAUUUCCGAAAGCAAAGAGGCAGAAAAGAUUAAUCCAAUUUCGUUGAUCCUUUGUCCUUUCAAGUUCAUUGAUUUUUCAUUUUGUGUCCUUCUGUUGGUAGGAGUUGAUGCCAGGAGGUGUAAAUUCCCCUGUUCGUGCUUUCAAGUCAGUUGGCGGACAAUCUAUCAUUAUUGACUCCGUGAAGGGCUCUCGUAUGCGGGAUAUAGAUGGUAACGAGUACACUGACUAUGUUGGAUCAUGGGGUCCAGCUAUAAUCAGUCAUGCAGAUGAUGAGGUGCUAGCAGCAUUGGCUGAAACAAUGAACAAAGGAACGAGUUUUGGUGCUUCAUGUCUCCUUGAAAAUACUCUCACAGAGAUGGUUAUUUCAGCUGUCCCAAGCAUAGAAAUGGUUCGGUUUGUCAACUUUGGUACCGAGGCAUGUAUGGGACUACGGCUGGCUCGUGCUGUCACUGGCCGAUCUAAGAUCAUCAAAUUCGAGGGUUGUUACUAUGGUCAUGCAGAUGCAUUUCUUGUUAAAGCAGGCAGUGGGGUUGCCACCCUAGGACUCCCUGACUCACCCGGAGUACCAAAGGCAGCUACUAUUGAUACUCUAAGAGCGCCUUACAAUGAUAUUUCUGCUAUCGAGACCCUCUUUAAGGAGCACAAAGGUGAAGUUGCUGCUGUAAUUCUCGAGCCUGUAGUUGGAAAUGCCGGCUACAUUCAACCAAAUCUAGAUUUUCUCGCUGCCAUUUGCAAGACUACCAAAGAAAAUGACGCACUUCUUAUUUUUGACGAAGUUAUGACUGGAUUUAGGUUGUCAUAUGGCGGAGCUCAAGAGUAUUUUGGAAUGACUCCGGAUUUGACAACACUCGGGAAGAUUAUCGGUGGUGGCUUGCCCGUAGGUGCAUAUGGAGGAAGGCUGGAUAUUAUGGAAAUGGUAGCACCUGCAGGACCCAUGUAUCUGGCGGGGACACUAAGCGGAAACCCAUUGGCCAUGACAGCUGGAAUCCACACGCUUAAGUGGUGACAGGAACCGGGCACAUAUGAACACUUGGACAAGAUCACGGGUGAACUUACACGGGGAAUCUUGGAUGCUGGAAAGAAGACCGUCUAUCAGGGACAUGUCUAGGAGUUGUGAGAUGGAAAAUUGUUCUGUGGUAAAUUUUAAGGAAUAAUCAAGAGGUACGAGAAGCUCAAUAAAAUUCCACUAGACUGGGAAACUAAGAAGAAGAAAAGGGAAAAAAUAUAUUGGCUAAAGAAAGAUCUUAUUCGAUCUUAACGGAUUCAGAAAGGAACUAUUAUUCAGAUGAGAAUCAGUUCGUUUGAAAUGUCAUCCAAAAUCGAAUGUAAUGACUCCUAAUUUUCCUUUGAUUUCUCUCAAUUUUGUCAUUUAUAUACUUUAGAAAGUUCGGUGAAUGUUUUGAAUCUUAAGUGGUUAAAUUAAUGAUAUAAAUUCUUGAAAUUUCAGAUUGCUUGUGUGUACCAUAAGUGA
This is a messenger RNA of Lycium ferocissimum, 1548 nucleotides long. Its product is annotated as glutamate-1-semialdehyde 2,1-aminomutase, chloroplastic-like. NCBI's taxonomy places the organism in Eukaryota, Viridiplantae, Streptophyta, Magnoliopsida, Solanales, Solanaceae. The coding region runs from base 184 to 1083 and encodes 299 amino acids. Gene Ontology annotation, cellular component: chloroplast. The record is from RefSeq and is a predicted model, not a curated record. The transcript is spliced from 3 exons. Gene Ontology annotation, molecular function: pyridoxal phosphate binding; transaminase activity.